AGAGCACGUGACUAAAGCCAGCCAAUGGGAAGGCCGCGAUCAACUCACAGCCGUGUUCUGUAUCGGUUUUCAUGGCGGCGGCUUCGUCAAAACAAAAACAAACUGUUUUUUGGUGCUGAGACGUCUUUAGAACAAAAUACACAUUGAUGGUCUGAUUCAGUAACAAGUGACAAUGGCAUUUCAAGCAGUAUUUCCAGAUUACAUGCAUGAACAUGGUACUCAGUCUGGUGGAAAACAAAAGCAAAAACAAAAUGUGCAGGAUAAAGGAAAAGGCUCUGAGAAGGGUUGCAGUUGUUCAACACCAGAGGUACGAGGAGGGCGAGGUCAAGGCCGUGGCAGGGGAGGGGAAGAGGUCGGGGUCGGGGACAUGGGAGAAGAGAAGCUGAUCAGAGAAAAGAAGGAUGUGAAAAGGAUGAUACUGAUGAUGAGGAAUAUGAUGAAGAAGAUACUGAUGCAAGAAGCGUAUGCAGUGAAAGUGAUGGCAAGAAGAAACAAAGGGGAGUAAGACACUGGAGAGAAAGAGAGCAAAAAGAUCAUAAGAAAUAGAAGAGCUGAUCGAAAUACAGAGGGUGCUGAUUUCAGAGGGAGCAACACCUCUGUACAUCGUCAUGGAGAAGGAAGGCAUCACACUCCCCAUGAACUCCCACCUGGCCAGCCUCAGCCUCAUUAUCAGGUUCAGGUACCUACAUCACAGCAGCAGCCACCCCGGCCUCUGUUUCCUCCCCCUCUUCAGUACCCUGGGGCAUGCUCAAAUCUACCACCACCUGGCUACCCCUAUCCAGGUCCCCAUCUUGUAACCGGACAGACGUACAUAGGUCAACAGCCUUAUGGACCAUCAUAUGGACCACAAUUGAUAAGUCAGCCAUAUGGAGGCCCACACUCAACUUCUGUACACCCACCUGGAGGCCAGCAGCCUACAGCUAGACAGCAACUUUAUGAAAAGCAACAACCUGCAGCUGGGCAAUAUUUUAUGCCGUCUCCUUCAAGUGGCCAGACAUAUGGAAAUCCAGUUAAUGAAAGGGGACAAUCAUACAGGCCUGCUACUCAGAAAGAAGUGCCAGACUUUCAACCCCAGUUCAGAAGGCAGGGAAGUCUUCCAAGUCUGGCUGGAGACAGAACAAAGCAGAGUCGAAAAGAAAAACCUAAGCAUCUGGAAAAAAACAAUCUAGAUGAGAAUAGCAACAAAGGAGGCAACUUAAAACAGAAAGAUAAAAAGGAAACCAAAAUAGAAAAACAAGCUAAAUCAAAUGUCCAAGAAACCAAAACAAAUAUACAAAAGGCUGACCUUGAUACUGAUGAAUGGCAGCAGGUAUUUACAUUUCUGCUGAGAGAAUUUGAUGGGCAAACCAAGUUUGGAACGCUUAUGUCCAAGAAGGAUCAACUUCUGAAAGGUUUAAACCAUGCAGAAGCAGCAGAAUGGCUGAAAAGAAACUCCAGUAAGUUCCUAGUAUUUGAGAAAGAAGGGAAGAUAAAGUAUGUCUCUGUCUUUUUUCGAAGUGCUAAACUAUGUUUCAAUCACAGAAAUCCUGAGUACAUCAGCUGCAGGAAUGAGAAAUGCACAUUUUUCCAUGUAUGCAGGGAUUUCAUAAGUGGAAGCUGUCCAAGAGGCACUGAUUGUCGCUUUAGCCACAACUUUCACUCUCCAACUAAUCAGAAAGUGUGCCACGAACUUGGCCUGCAGAAUUUUACUAAUGACGAUAUUCGCAAAAUUAUCCUGUGUAGUAAUCCAUCUGUUUGUGAAAAGUACAACAGAUCAGGAUGCAAUGGAGAUGACUGCCUCCAUCUGCAUGUGUGUGCUGAGCAUGUCCAGCAGAAGUGCACAGCAGGGGAGAGCUGCAAGAAGAGUCAUUCAGUGAAGAGCAUAGAGCAUAACCAGUGGGUACUGAAGACAUUUAAUCUUGCACAUCUACCAGAGGGUGUUUUGAACAAGAUGCUCAUUAUUAAAAGAGAUAGCGAAAAGAAGUCAGGGCCUGAUGCAAAACAGAAGCAAUUUACAAAAUCAAAGCCACCAAAGGAAAGUAAGGGCAUAGUGAUGACAAAUCCACCACAAGAGCUUGAGCGUCAGGGAGAAGAGCUGUCUUCAUCACCACUAUUUCUGCCUGAUAACCCUACAGAAGGAGGUGAACAAGGUCAGGACAACAAUGAAGGGUCUGAUAAAGGAAAGAAGCAGUUGCCUACACCAAGAAAAUCCAAGAAAAGUCGAGGACAGAAGAUAAAGAUACCAAACUCUGCACAAGGUGAACCUGAAGAUGAAGCAGGAAGAGGUCACCAGGGACAGCAAGACACUUGGAUAGCGAAAGGGGAUCCUGAUGCAGGUGAUGAUGAGAAUCAAUUUGAAGCUGAUAUACCGAGUGUGCCACAGACUUUUACAAACAAUCCAGCAUUAGAAAUUGAAGAUGUGGAAGGGGUUCAAGGACAGCAACAUGCCAGCCAGUAUGCCUACCUAUGUGAGAUGUAUUCCUGUACCGGUGACUGCCCAACUGGAUUCCUUUGUCCAUACUAUCACCAUCGAAGGAAAAUCAUGUAUCAAUGGCAAAUCUACCUUUUUGAGUGUUGGUAUGACUUUUCUGAGACGGACAGCUAUGACAUCGAACGUUGCUUUUGCACGUUGUCUGUUCAAGAGACUUUUGAAGUUGUUCUUGAAGGUAUUGGGGAAUUAAGACUUACCAUUGACUUUGAUGCCAUGGAAGCUACAGUGGAGGACUCUUUUGGUGGCUCUGUUGUAUCUUCUGACCAAGUGCCAGUGCAGCGUUGGUCAACAAGGUCUUACAUAGAAGCUGAUCCUGCUGCAACUCUCAGCUACUACACCCAGUGGAUCUGGUAUUGUCAGGAUGACACUGGAUGCUUCCUACCCUUCAACCCAGAAAGGUUGCAGUAUACGCUUGAAGAAAAGUAUGUUCGUGGCCAGCAGAAGUAUUACUAUGAGCAAGACAAUGCUCGGUUUGUGCUUCACUUUAAUGAAAGAGGAAGAGUUAACUUGGACAAUCACAGUAUCUCCCGAGUGAUGCGUCGGCCAGUAUUUAUUGAAAGUCAUGAAACCACUGCUCCUGUAAUGUCUGAACUGCUUCUGUUGGAGAAACCAACAUUGCAGCACCCUGUGCAGCUGAACUGGAACUGUGUAGACAAGUAUCAAGAUUUUGAGUUGCUUGAGCUGGAUGCCACAGGAGCUGAAUUCCAGGAUGUUGCCAUUAAAUUUCAUGCAAGUUUGGACAGGCGUAAUGAAACCAUCCUCACCAUCUUUCGGAUACAGAACCCAGCUUUGUGGGAUACAUACUGCAGUAAAAAAAGAGCUAUGACACCACGUGACAUGACAGAUAAAGAUGUAGAUGAACGCCAACUCUUCCAUGGAACUCCAACACUGGAUGCAGUCCGAGGAAUUGCGCCAACAAUAUGGACUUUCGAAGAUCAGGAGAGAAUGUUGGUGCAAAAUAUGGAAAGGGUUCUUACUUCUCUACAAGUUCUUUAUAUAGCCACAGUUACACCCGUGUAUCUGAAAACACAUGUAGGUUUAUGUUUCUGGCACGAGUUUUGGUUGGAAAGUACACCCUUGGGGAGGAGUCAUUUUCUUUCCCACCAAUACGCGAGGGUUUAAAGCGCUAUGACUCGUGUGUAAAUGACCAAAAUAACCCACAAAUCUUUGUAAUAUUUGAUCUGGCCCAAAGCUAUCCUGAGUAUCUAAUGCAAUACAAGGAUGUGCAGGGUAGUGAGAAAGCUUACAAGCUGGCUCAAACA
Messenger RNA from Pomacea canaliculata, 3732 nucleotides. RefSeq lists its product as uncharacterized. The record is from RefSeq and is a predicted model, not a curated record. Gene Ontology annotation, molecular function: metal ion binding. Lineage: Eukaryota; Metazoa; Mollusca; Gastropoda; Architaenioglossa; Ampullariidae. Bases 971 to 3592 code for a protein of 873 amino acids. The transcript has 8 exons.